This is a messenger RNA of Psammomys obesus (fat sand rat), 2211 nucleotides long. RefSeq names its product lectin, mannose binding 2 like (gene Lman2l). Lineage: Eukaryota; Metazoa; Chordata; Mammalia; Rodentia; Muridae. Gene Ontology annotation, cellular component: Golgi membrane; endoplasmic reticulum-Golgi intermediate compartment; endoplasmic reticulum membrane. Gene Ontology annotation, molecular function: D-mannose binding. Gene Ontology annotation, biological process: endoplasmic reticulum organization; Golgi organization; endoplasmic reticulum to Golgi vesicle-mediated transport. The transcript is spliced from 9 exons. The coding region runs from base 12 to 1088 and encodes 358 amino acids. The record is from RefSeq and is a predicted model, not a curated record.
CGGUGGGAAAGAUGGCGGCGGCUCUGAGACCCUCCCGGUGGCAGUGGUGGCGGCGGCGCGCGUGGGCUCGGGACGGGUUCAGGCUAUUGGUCCUUCUCCUCCUGUUGGGGUCCGGGCAGGGGCCGCGGCACGUCAUGGCGGCUCAAGCGGUGGAGUACUUGAAACGGGAGCACUCGCUGUCGAAGCCCUACCAGGGUGUGGGAACAAGCAGCUCUUCGCUGUGGAACCUGAUGGGCCAUGCCAUGGUGAUGACGCAGUACAUCCGCCUCACUCCAGACAUGCAAAGUAAACAGGGCGCCUUGUGGAAUCGGGUGCCAUGUUUCCUGAAGGACUGGGAGCUGCAGGUGCACUUCAAGAUCCAUGGACAAGGGAAGAAGAAUCUGCACGGAGAUGGCCUGGCAAUCUGGUACACUAAGGACCGAAUGCAGCCAGGGCCUGUCUUUGGAAACAUGGACAAAUUUGUGGGGCUGGGAGUGUUUAUAGACACCUAUCCCAAUGAGGAGAAGCAGCAAGAGGCCCAGAAGAGGCGCUAUUCUCCAGGAGUCCAGCGGGUGUUCCCCUACAUCUCAGCCAUGGUGAACAACGGCUCCCUCAGCUACGAUCACGAGAGGGAUGGGAGGCCCACGGAGAUAGGGGGCUGCACAGCCAUUGUCCGCAAUCUCCGAUAUGACACCUUCCUCGUGAUUCGCUAUGUCAAGAGGCACCUGACGAUAAUGAUGGAUAUUGAUGGCAAACAUGAGUGGAGGGACUGCCUCGAGAUGCCUGGGGUCCGGCUCCCACGGGGCUAUUACUUCGGCACUUCCUCCAUCACUGGGGAUCUCUCUGAUAAUCAUGAUGUCAUUUCUAUGAAGUUGUUUGAGCUGACCGGAGUGAGGACCCCAGAAGAGGAAAAGCUACAUCGAGAUGUGUUCCUGCCCUCAGUGGAUAAUCUGAAGCUGCCUGAGAUGACAGUACCACCAACGCCCAUGAGUGGCCUGGCCCUAUUUCUCAUCGUCUUUUUCUCCUUGGUGUUUUCUGUAUUUGCCAUUGUCAUUGGUAUCAUACUGUACAACAAAUGGCAUGACCAGAGCCGAAAACGCUUCUACUGAGCCUACUGCCAUCAAUCCCUCUAUGAUGUUUACCCAUGAAGUGUGGGUCUGGGCAUACAGCCUGGCAAGUCAGCUUGAGUCACCAGCUGUUGUUCAGGGACUGUGUUCUGACACUGGAGCUUUGAAUGCAGGGACUCUGCAUUCGGAUGGUCAUCCACAGGAACAUCUCACUGGCCUAAGACGCCACCUGCAGGGCCGAGCAGCUGUGAUGUGCCUUUCCCUGAUGUCCUCCCACUUAGGAGUGAAGAGACUUGGAGAACUACUUAUUGUGAUGCCUAAAUUACAGAAUUGCAUAGAUAGCCCAAGCAUGGACUGGACACAGUGGCCUUCUACAUUUUCAGAUUCCCAAAUAGAAAACCAAGCUCAUACAAUCUGGAAACCCACUGACUAGUUUUUGCUUUGCCCAUGCCCCUUUCUGCCUGAGGAGCCCACUGGCAAGCUGGACGGAGAGUUCUGCCUCACCUGCCUCUGCCUCCCUCUACUCACUGUCCUCUCUGUGCAUCCUGAGCUAAGAAAGAAGCUUGCAUUAGCUCAUUGCCCUCUGCUCCCUGCUGGCCCCAAGUCUUGUUUUUGACUGUUGCUUUGUCUGUAGCCUUCCUAAUCAGAGUCUUUCAGGCCUUUGGAUGGUUUGGCUAAAAAUCGUUACAAAUCAAGAGAAGCUUAGACAAGUUCACAGGUUCCGGGAGAUUACCUGUGCAGUCAGCCAGGUCCAGGUGUGCCACACAGAGCUGCGUUCGCUGUAGCUGCCUGUAGAGGUAGUCUGGACACACUGGAUUCUGCCUAGUUGCAUGUUUUGUGUUUGUCAUGCUUCUUGGGAUCCUGCUUUGAAUGUUGGAAGUAAAAAGCAGCCUCCUUCUUCCCUGGACUUGGACACGCCCUAAGAAGAGCUGAUCUCAUGUUAGAAAUUUCUUGAGAGCAGAAGCCCUUCAUCUCCUGUGCCCGGAAGAGCUCUGAUGGUGGAGUGCCCGGUGUCGCCCCUUACACUGCCUUAUUCCACAGAUGUCACAUGCUGCUCACCUGUCUGCCCUGUGAUUGAAUUGGUUACAGGCCAGUCUCCCUGGAGGGCCUGAAACUGAGUUCUCUGUAGCCCAAGGGAAAGUCUUAAAGUGGCUGAUGGAACCAA